Podarcis raffonei (Aeolian wall lizard) is the source of this 1668-nucleotide messenger RNA. RefSeq names its product glutathione S-transferase zeta 1 (gene GSTZ1). Gene Ontology annotation, cellular component: cytoplasm; mitochondrion. Gene Ontology annotation, molecular function: glutathione transferase activity; maleylacetoacetate isomerase activity. The coding region runs from base 778 to 1428 and encodes 216 amino acids. Gene Ontology annotation, biological process: glutathione metabolic process; L-phenylalanine catabolic process. The transcript is spliced from 10 exons. The record is from RefSeq and is a predicted model, not a curated record. Lineage: Eukaryota; Metazoa; Chordata; Lepidosauria; Squamata; Lacertidae.
GUCCACUGGUCUUUGGAAAGCAAGGAUGAGAAUCGGGAAAAUUGUAACUAGGAGCUAGGGUAGAGAUUGCUUACAAUUCACUUUCUGGGAACAUUGGUUUGUUUGUUUUUUAACCUUUUCGGUGAUUUCUUUACUGCUCUGGGUUAAAUAAAGAAGCCUUCAGUUUAACCCGACAUUUUCUUAAUGCUAUAUGUAUUGCAGUUGUCAAGGCGAAUAUAACCGUAUUUUACCUUUUUGUAAAAUAAGUUGCCUCAUUUGCCAAACUGGGUCCUGGGCGGCCAAAGCAUUGUUUCGCUUUUGCUGCAAAAGAUUGACACAGCUGCCUCUCUGAAAUGUGCAUUUUCUGAGGUGUUCUCUUUUAAAUUCGUGCUUGCCGCCUUAAAUCCUAAGGAAUAAAAAGGGCCAGUUUUAAGACUUUUGGAAUGAGCUGAAACUACAACUCCCAGAAUCCCACCGACUCACGGGAAAAGCGUCUACUCUCGAACAAAGUCUCCAUUCAAGGCUGGCAGGCAGUAAAACGCCAGCGCGGAACAGGAGGGGCGGCUAUUCUUAUCAUAGCCAAUGCCCUGUUGAGCAAAAAAAUCAUAGCUUCGUUCUUCGGCUAGAGAAAGACGAAGGACUGCACAGGAUGUGUGCCGCAUUAGCGAAGCUAAAAGGGUGGGAUUAUGAAAUUUCUCCAAUUGGCUGCAAGGGAAAUAUUCCUCCCUCUCACCCUCCCUGCAAGUUUUAGACAGUGUGAGCUGGCUAUCAUUCUGAGAAUCCUGCACCACAUGCAGCAUGGAGGCUUCUAAAAAGCCAGUCCUCUAUACUUAUUUCAGAAGUUCCUGCACCUGGAGAGUGAGAAUUGCACUGGCUCUGAAAGGAAUUGCCUAUGAUUCAGCACCUGUCAACCUUGUGAAGGAUGGAGGGCAGCAGCUGACACCAGAGUUCCAAGCAGUGAACCCAAUGCAGCAAGUCCCAGCCCUCAAAAUUGAUGGCAUCACCCUCUCGCAGUCAGUAGCGAUAAUAGAGUACCUGGAGGAGACGCGUCCAAAACCUAGUCUCCUGCCCCAGGAUCCAAAGAAGAGAGCCCAGGUGCGGAUGAUCUCAGAGCACAUUGCUUCUGGAAUUCAACCCUUGCAGAACUUGACUGUCCUGGAGCAGUUCGGCGAGAAGAAGCAAGAAUGGGCAAAGAACUGCAUUUCUCGUGGUUUCAAAGCUUUGGAGCAGAUCCUGCGUGAAACAGCUGGGCGCUACUGUGUUGGGGAUGAGGUAACCAUGGCUGACCUUUGCUUGGUUCCCCAAGUUUUCAAUGCCGGGAGGUUUAAAGUAGAUCUUACGCCAUUCCCCACAAUAAACAGAAUCAACAAAGCUCUCUUGGAACUGGAAGCGUUCCAAACCAGCCAUCCAUCACGGCAGCCAGAUACCCCUUCAGAACUAAGAGCCUAAAGCUGCCCCAUUUUUUUACUGAGGAAGAUUUGGGCCUAACUUUUUUUAAAAAAAUUAUUAUCUUGUGAACUGCCCUGAGACCUGCAGGUGGUAUAUAAAUUAAAUAAAUAAAUAAUAGUAAUAAUAAUUUGCCCAUAAAGGGACUCUAUGUGCCACCAUCUAGGAAGAACCACAACUUGAAUGAUUUCCUGCUAAGAGAGGGAGAUGCACUCCACCAGCAUGGUUUAUUCUGGUUUUAUU